AUCACAAUCUCUACAACACCACCGUAACACCACCGCGAGGAUUCGAUUCAGCUUAACUGACCGCGAGCUCGACCAUGCCGUCCCCCACCGUCGCCCUCUGCAAAUUCGUCGGCACAAUCAGCCUGGGACUCCUCACUGGCGUCUCCGCUUCCCUGACAAGCCUCACGCUCCCUUCGCUCUUCAACCUCCCGAGCGCCGUCAAUGCACGGGAUGCCUUAACCUAUCUAUCUACCCGCACGCGGACCGUCACGACCUACCUCCGCAACACCGCCCUCAUCUCGCUCUUCGCCGCCUACGCACUCUCACCCCGCAGCUCCCGACAUCCGUAUUUGUUCUACACUAGCCUGCUUGCUCUCGCCUCAGGCUCCGGUGUCGACUUUGCUCUUGCGGCUCAAGACAAGCGGGCGGGUGGCAGCAGGUCUCACGCGUCCAUUGCGGAUCUGAAUGUCGAGACACCUGAGGACCUUAACGGGGAGCAGGUGCGGCAGGCCGUGGAGGGGAUGCGGUACACAGAGGGCAUGAGGGCCGCCGUGUCCGGCCUUGCAUUCGCGAUGGGUGUUGUUGGAAUCUGGGGGGAUGGGGCGUGAGCUCCUUGUGCUACAAAUUCUGUCAAGAACGACUCGAGAAGUAACAUGUGGAAGCCUGAGUGACUACGGCUGCGAACUGGAGUUGUGAUCAUUGGAGUUCUGGUAGACAGGUGGAUGGGCAUGGCCAAUUGAGGAUGGGGGUUCACAGCGUUGGCGAAGUGGGUAUUCAGAGGGAUCAAAUCUCCUAUCUAUCAUGGGUUUAGUGCCUUGUAUCUAUUGACUGUUAGCU
Messenger RNA from Mytilinidion resinicola, 816 nucleotides. RefSeq lists its product as uncharacterized. The record is from RefSeq and is a predicted model, not a curated record. Gene Ontology annotation, biological process: autophagy of mitochondrion. The coding region runs from base 75 to 587 and encodes 170 amino acids. NCBI's taxonomy places the organism in Eukaryota, Fungi, Ascomycota, Dothideomycetes, Mytilinidiales, Mytilinidiaceae. The transcript is spliced from 2 exons. Gene Ontology annotation, cellular component: mitochondrion.